Messenger RNA from Osmerus eperlanus (European smelt), 2230 nucleotides. RefSeq names its product protein O-mannose kinase (gene pomk). The transcript has 4 exons. The record is from RefSeq and is a predicted model, not a curated record. Gene Ontology annotation, molecular function: carbohydrate kinase activity; ATP binding; protein kinase activity. NCBI's taxonomy places the organism in Eukaryota, Metazoa, Chordata, Actinopteri, Osmeriformes, Osmeridae. Bases 639 to 1673 code for a protein of 344 amino acids. Gene Ontology annotation, biological process: protein O-linked glycosylation; carbohydrate phosphorylation; protein phosphorylation. Gene Ontology annotation, cellular component: endoplasmic reticulum membrane.
ACGAUUUUUCAAUGGAGGUUUUGGAGGAAGAAUACAAUAACAAAUCUGACGAUAUAGCUGUAAGCCCGAGCCAACGAGCCAUUUUAGAAUAAACAAAGACGCCUCUCGUGAGAACUUCGAUCUGUGUUCUCAAGUAGAUGGUAGGCCCAGCGAAAAUUACAUCUAAGGGAACAAAAGAUAAUGGUUUUGCAGGUGGUCGCCACAGACAAUUGCUCUCUCCUUAUCCUUCCUGACUAAUUCUCCUCUAGUUUUACAUUUUACUAGUGUCCUUUUCACUACUGGUAGCAUGAGGCGGUAAAUGCAGCCCAUUCAGGUUGCACAGGUAGUCCAGCUCUUCGAGGAUGGCACAUUCAUACCUGCCGUCGCAAGAAGGUUUGCUGUGUCCCCAAUACAGUGUAUUGUGUGGCUCAAGUGACAAGUCCUCCAUGCGAGGCAUAAGCUCAGUGUUCCAUGUACCGCAUCUUCAGGUUUUUUACAAUAAAAGUCAACUUGUUUUGUACUACAAUCAUCUGGAUUGUUUCACAGAAUUCAGGUCACAGCACCAGAGAUCCCAGAGGAUCUCACACUGAUUGCUGUAUACCAUACUGCUGUUCCCGGAAAAGACUCAAUUCUAGCCUCUUAUCUGGGUGCCGGUCGCGAUGGGCCGCGGCAGCCCAGCCCGCAGUGUACCAGUGGUGUUGCUGUGCCUCGGUUCUCUGCUCUUUGGGAAUGUGUUAAUCUACCUGUACAUAGACUCACUGCACCAAACUGGCAACCAUCCAAUGCAGCCCCAUGGCCCUUGCCUGCCUCACCACUUCAAGAUUUCAUCUAUGAAGAACUGCUCCCCAUGGUUGCUGUGUCAACAAAUUAACACAGAAGUUCGCAAGUUAAAGAUGAUCGGCCAAGGGGCUGUAAAGAAGAUUUAUCUCUCUGAGUGGAAAGGUAACAAGGUUGCCCUCUCCCGGCUCUCGUCCCCUGAGUUCCAGCAGGACCUUCUGCACGGCCUCUCCAUGCUUCAAGCCCUGCAGGGGCCCCAGGUGGUCCAGCUGGUGGGGCUGUGCCCCGAGGAGUUCAGCCUUGUCACAGAGUACCACCCGCUGGGCUCCCUGCUCAACCUGGACACCGUACUGGCCAGUGAAAGGCAUCGCACUCUGGACACCUGGCAGACCCGGCUGCAGCUGGCUCUGGACUAUGUUUCCAUCCUACACUUCCUUCAUACCAGUCCUGCGGGGACACGCGUCAUGUGCGAUUCAAACAAUCUAGAGAAAACACUGUCACAGUUCCUGCUUACUAGUGACUUUCACCUCGUGGUCAAUGAUUUAGAUGCCUUGCCUCUGGCAGACAAGGAAAGGGGCCUACUGGUGAAAUGUGGUCAUAGAGAGCUCAUGGGGGACUUUGUGGCUCCAGAGCAGCUGUGGCCUCAUGGCAAUGGGCAGCCAUUUACAGAUGAGCUCAUGCCAGGGUAUGAUGAAAGAACUGAUAUUUGGAAAAUUCCUGAUGUGACACGUUAUUUAAUGGGCAGGGUACCUGGGGGGGAUGUGGUCCACUUCCAUCUCUUUCACAUUCAGAGAGAGUGUAAGAGGAGAGACCCUCAGUUCCGGCCCUCUGCCUCGGACGUGUUGAGCGUGUACAGAUCUGUGUAUUCCAACAUGGUGCGGGACACCCUCAGCCCCGACUCCAGAGACAUGCUUUAGUCUCAGACCUUGUGGAAUUGAAGAUACUUUUCAUCCGUGGAAGAAGCAGGUGCCUUUUCAGAUGAUUUGCACAAAAUGACUUAUUUUGGGGUUUUGUGAAAAAAGUAUGCUGCAUUGGAAAUAGCUGAAAUGAGGUGCAACAGGAAUUAUAAAGAUGGCAAAUAAAUGAACCAAAAUUACGUUUUUGAAAAGUAAAAAUAUAUGACAAACAAAUCAUGUUGCAGUAGAAUUUCAGUAUGUACACACAUGGUAAAGACAGGAAAGCACAGUAUCGUCAUGGAUAUGAUGUUAUGACGGAUUGCAGUAUUUAUUAUGACGAAGGAAAGGUAGUGCUUUAACAAUUUUACAGUCAACAAGAUGACUUUAUAACAAAUACCAAUAAAACUGAUUAAAGAAAGAAAGAAUAACUACAUCCGAAAGCUGAAUGUAAUCCCUGACAAGCUAGUGCUGUUUGUAAUGAAGACAUUGAAUGAAAUUUCUGCCUUGCUGCAUCAUCAGUUAAGAGAACGUUAAUACGUUCUAUGAUCUCACGCACAAUAAAAACUUUGCCAGACCAA